CAUGAGGGCGCCAUUGACAUUUAAUAUGGGAGAAACAUGGCGCAGGGACCGGGACCUCCGAGGUUAUGGUGAUUACAACACCCCUCCUCAACAAGCUGCAUGACAUAACCAGCAUGACCAGCAUGACCAGUCUGGAACUUACCUACCAGACAAGACCAAAUGGUUUCAGCUUUUGAUGAGAAAAUAUACAUUGGAAAAACAAGCUGGCAAAAUGCCAAGAUAUUCAAGGUCAAGGUCGCCAAGACAUCGCAGUCGAAGAUCUUAUACGAGCAGCAACAGCAGGUCCAGGUCUAGAUCCAGGUCAAGAUCUAGGUCAAGAUCCAGGUCACCUCUGAGAAGUUAUCCAAAGUAUGCCAGGAAGAUCACUAGUGGGGGCUCCUAUUCCCGACUCCCACCAAGGAAAGACAUUGUAUCAUAUUCCAGCAGUGCCAGCUCACGAUCCAGUUCCAGAUCCAGUUCCGGAUCCAGGUCCGGAUCCAGUUCCAGAUCCAGUUCCAGUUCCAGAUCCAGUUCCAGUUCCAGAUCCAGUUCAAGAUCCAGUUCCAGAUCCAGUUCCAGGUCCAGUUCCAGGUCCAGUUCCACAUCCAGAUCCAGAUCCAGUUCAACAUCCAGGUCACCUCUGAGAGGUAUCCGCAAAUACCACCCUCAUGGCAAGAAGACCACUAGGGGGUGCUCAUAUUCCCGAUCCCCACCAAGGAAGGACCGUGGGUCAAGCUAUAAGAGUUCCUCCUCAAAGCAGCGAGGAGGCAGAGGCUCACACUCUUACGCCCCUGAGAAACGUCACUACAGUGGAUCAACAAGCAAGGCCAAGUCCAGGUCUCAGUCACCAUCUCUCCGAAAUGAGAGAUACAGGUCGCCCAAGAGAUCACCUCAGCAAGGUGGGCGGGAGGCCAGCGACCAACAAAAUGAAACUGGUAAUUACGGACAGAAGGAGCGGGCUGGCUCCUGCUCAGGCUUUCAAGAUGGCGCGAGCCAGUUACAGCAAAACAGCCAAAUUAGCAACACUGAAGGGCCUCCACAUCUUCCUCACCAUAACGUAUGCAGAGAAGAGUAUGGAAAAGGAGCUCGGGCACAAGACCAGUUACCUUUGACCUCCCAAGAUGUUGGGGUCUGUGAUAGGGACAGUAGUAAAACAGGGAGCAUCCAAUCAAAGUUUGCGCAUAGCCAGUCUUUGGAGAGCUCCUCUAAGGACAGGUACAAGGAGAACGAAACGGCGAAAUCUGAAGCUGUAUGUCCAGAUGAUCAGCGCUUCUCUCCCAAGCCUGCCCAAUGCAGUAAAUCACCCGUUAACCAUAAGAUCUUCAAACCUAUAGAAGAAUACUAUCAAGGUCAGGAGACGUACGUCCAGCUGGAUGCUUCAGGUAAGGGCUACAAACCAGCCAUGCCAGCCGAAACCAUGAACGUCAAGCUUGCCCCUGCUCCGAUCAUCAGACCUAUAUUUGACCCCUUUUCAGUAAAGAUACCCCGCAGUAAGGAUGAGGGCGUGAAGGGGAUAUUUGACCGGCCGGAGCUGAAGGCACGUUUUGCUCGAUUGCAGCUGCCUCCAGCAAAGGCCCAAAACUUUAUCGAAAGACUAGAGCCUCUUAUAUUUGGCUUUGACUUUGAACCUAAACGGGAUAUGCAACUGGACUCCAAAGUUGGCCCAAUGGGUCUAGGCAGCAAAUGCCCAGCUCAGCCUUCAACGUUCCAGGUCAACCCUCUUGAUCUGUUUGGACCACCCAAGGAAGUCCAGCCGCACCCAGACUUUAACCAUUCAACAAUGUUCAUCCAGGACACUUCCCCUGUCAUGGAGGACAUGCCUCAGACUCCGGUCUCCUACCAGAACCCGCCAGAUAACUUGGCAGGCAUCAAGGGACCACAUGACAUGAGGGAUGAUCUAGAUUCACGCCAGAAGCAAAUGGAGCAACAGGACCCGCAAGGGCAAAUGAGAAGCUUGUCCUGCUCCCGUUCCCGGUCCCGAUCCCAAUCCAGGUCAAGCAGGAUGAGUGAAGUGUUCAGGAAACACUCACGAUCCCGUUCGCGAUCCCAAUCAAGGUCAAGGAGGAUGACUCAAAGGUCCAGGAAACACUCGGGCUCCAGUUCCCAUUCCCAAUCCUCAUCAAGCAGGACGAGUCGAAUGUCAUGCGAUUACUCACGCUCAACUUCCCGAUCCACUUCCAGGUCAAGCAGGAUGAGUGGAAAGCCGAGGGAGCAGUCAUGCUCCCGUUCUCGGUCCCGAUCCAGGUCAAGAAGGACGAGUGGAAUGUCCAGCGACCACUCACCCUCUCACUCACCAGUGCAAGGGUAUAAAACAUCUCCAUAUCGUCAUCGGUGCUCUCGAUCCCCUGACCAAUCUGAGGACAAGUGUUCCAGGGACCGCAUACCUGUUAAAGAGCAGCUCAGAAACAUCUCCAAAGGAUCUAAAGACGGCUCGUUCUCUGUUGGCAAUCAAGGCGGGAAGUCACUCAAAGGGAAAAAGAAACCGUUAUUUUACUAUCACCACCUCGUGGACGACCGUUUCAAGUCACCUGACCAAGAUUCAGUGGAAAUUGUGGAAUUCCAUGGCAAGAACCGCGGGGCGAUGUUUGGGUCGGCGUGCGGUACCUUCCGCGGAGGACGGGGACACUUAGGCAAGAUGCACAUCCCGGGCUACCAUCGCAGCCCAGACCGCCAGGAAGACUGUUCCAAGUCACCUGAUGUAGAAGACUGGUCCAAGUCACCUGACCAGGAAGAAUAUUCCAAGUCACCUGACUGCGUCUCAAUUGAAGGUGACGGCUACAAGGACCUGACCGGUCAGUACCGUGGUGCGAUGCAGGGUACCUACCGUGACGGACGGGGACGGGGCUACUUAGGAAAGGACUACAUCCCAGGCUACGACUGUGGAUAUAAUCCUGGCAACAAUCGUGGCAUGAGGGGAACAUACAACCCAAGAGGUGGGCGGGGCUCCAUUGGUAGUGCCAGAGGUGGUGGAGGUCCAGCAUCGACCCGUGGCCUGGUAGGCAAGGAGAAAGGGGACACUAAGCAAGGGAAAGGCAAGAAAGGCAAGAAAGGCAAGAAAGGAAAGAAGGUGGCCAAGCGUGACCAGGAAAUAAAGAAGACUGCACAACAGAGAGCAGCUAGGCAACUGAGAAAGAAGAAAGCAAAGGAAAAGAAGAAAGCAAAGCAAGCUCAGCGAGCAAAACAAGGAAAGAACGUUAAGAAAGGAAAGAACGUCAAGAAAGCAAAGAAUGUUAAGAAGAACCCCGGUGGGCCAGCAUCAGGGCAGGCGGGGAGGAACAAUCAGUGCAAUGUUAUUAACCAGACCUUUGCUGAUGUCAAGAUGCUACCACUGAGCCUUCUACCCAUGCCAAACAUUGCACCCAUACCGAACCUUGGAAUCAGCUCCAUCUUAAAUCAGCCACAAGUCUUGCCACCGUUUAUGUUUAAUCCCCUUCUCUCUCUUAUGAGGGGACUUCAGAAGUAACAGGAUUUACUUGUGACUGGACCAUUGUGGACUGUACAUUUGUAAUUGUUUUUACUUUUCAUUCGCUUCACUUCUAAAUUUUCAUUUACAAGUCUAAAUCUAUGCUGCAUGGCAUUGAGAAAUGGGUCAAUAUUGCUACAUGUAUACAUCAUUUUUGCUUGACACUGUAUUUCGCAGCUUUUAUUUCAAACUUUUGUACCAUUUUCAACUAUUUGCAAGAUUCUGCUGUCAAAUUUAAAUAUUUCACUUUUUGGUUAUCAAGCGAUCAACAAACACUUUUAUGACAGCUACAGUAUUUUUUUUUAUCCCUGGACUCCCAUGGAGACUAAAAAAGAUGCUUAAUUUGUUGUAUACACAGUGAAAUCUCGGUAAGUCAAAACCUGCUAACUCCAAAACCCUUCUAACUCGAAGUAAAAACUCACUCCCGUCAAUUGUUGUUGAAUAGAAAAUCCACUUGCUAACUCAAAACUCUGAUUAACUCAAAAUUUGAGCCCAUUCCCCUGAGCUUUCACUUAUCGAGAUUUCACUGCAUGUGUAUACACCAGACAAAUACCUUUACAUCUGUAAUCGUUUAAAAUACCUCUCAGUUUUAGGAGGUGCAGCUAGGCCUUGGGUCUUCAAAAUAGGGUCGGAGCAAAAACAAAAGAAAUACUGGCCAAGCCCAUGUUUAUUCCCUUAUGCAUAUUCAAUUCAUGUAUUGCAUUUGGUGUCGAGUGCAAUUUUGUUUAGUAGUACUGUAAUGAGUGAACUAUACUUGUAGAAAUAUAACCAUGUUACUGUGUUGCAGAAAAUGUGUUUGUGUUGCACUGCUUUGAUUGUCAUACAGCCUGGUCUAUCAUGGGGUGCAGAAAUCAUAUUUAAGGCCUAGUAAAAAGAAGUUCAGCGUCCC
Messenger RNA from Patiria miniata (bat star), 4331 nucleotides. RefSeq names its product serine/arginine repetitive matrix protein 2-like. The record is from RefSeq and is a predicted model, not a curated record. The transcript has 6 exons. NCBI's taxonomy places the organism in Eukaryota, Metazoa, Echinodermata, Asteroidea, Valvatida, Asterinidae. The coding region runs from base 176 to 3442 and encodes 1088 amino acids.